Messenger RNA from Danio rerio (zebrafish), 1563 nucleotides. It is a transcript of the gene f2rl1.1, whose product is annotated as coagulation factor II (thrombin) receptor-like 1, tandem duplicate 1. Gene Ontology annotation, cellular component: membrane; plasma membrane. Gene Ontology annotation, biological process: signal transduction; blood coagulation; G protein-coupled receptor signaling pathway. Gene Ontology annotation, molecular function: thrombin-activated receptor activity; G protein-coupled receptor activity. NCBI's taxonomy places the organism in Eukaryota, Metazoa, Chordata, Actinopteri, Cypriniformes, Danionidae. The record is from RefSeq and is marked provisional.
GAUAAUUUCAGCAUUUCCACUCAGUUUCGCAGGAGUAAUGGCGCACGGACUGAUCUGGAUUUCGGCUUUGCUUCUGUUCAUCGCCGUGAACCUGUCUAGUCAAACAAGCAUUAACCCUAAUUGGGAUCGAGGCUUUACUGGUGAAGAAACUAAGGAAGGUGUAUCGGUGACCUCCACUGCUCUUGGUGUAUUGAACAGCAAGCUCACGCAGAUCUUCUUCCCCGUGCUCUACAUCAUCGUCUUCAGUGUGGGCUUGCCCACCAAUGCCAUGGCCAUCUGGGUGUUUCUCUUUAGAACCAAGAAGAAGCACCCAUCAUCCAUUUUUAUGGCCAACCUAGCACUGGCCGACCUUCUCUUUGUAAUCUGGAUCCCUUUGAAAAUUGCUUAUCAUUUUAAUGGGAAUCAUUGGAUCUUCGGAGAAGCCUUGUGUAAAGUGCUAGUAGGAUUUUUCUACGGCAAUAUGUACUGUUCCACAGCUUUCAUCGCAUGCAUUAGCGUCCAGAGGUACUGGGCCAUUGUGCAUCCACUUUCCCAGCAGAAGAGGAACAACAGGUUGGCGGUGUGUGUGUCAGUGUGCGUGUGGCUGGUCGUGUGGGCUUUAACCGUGCCUCUGUAUCUUUACGACCAGACCGUGAAGGUCACCAACAUGGAUAUAGUCACCUGCCAUGAUGUCACUCGACCCAGCCAAUCACUUUACCCCUGCAUCUACUUCCUGACCAUGGGAGUUGUGGGAUUUGUAGUUCCCUGCCUAGUGUGUAUAGUGUCAAACGUGCAGAUGCUGCGCGCCCUGAAGAGCUCGAUGAAUGAUCCCAGCAUCGUUCAGAAGAGAAAAAAGGCUAUCAUCCUUAUUGUGACGGUGCUGGUGAUGUUUCUAGUGUGCUUCACGCCUAGUAACAUCAUGGUGAUGGUGCAUUACGCUCUGCUGUUUAAUGGAGUGAAGAACAGCGGUUAUGGUUUCUACAUCACCACGCUGUGCUUGGCCAGUCUGAACAGCUGUGUUGAUCCAUUCGUGUAUUAUUUUAUCUCGGAUGAAUUCAGGGAGCAUGUUAGAAACACUUUUCUUUGCCGAAGUGAGCGCACUGCCCAGAGAAUGCGAGUUUCUUUUAGUGCGCUGAAGUAUUCGAAGAAAAGCAGCACGUACACAUCAGACUCUGGAAACACACAGAGCAGUUCCUAUUGAGAGUGACUAGAGAGAGUGUGAACUGUUUUUAAAAUCUCAGGUGGAAAUUCUGAGCUUGUUUUGUAGUAUGCUUGAAAGGACCUGAGGGAUACGUUUCUGAAACAUGCACUGUCUGAAGGAAAAAUGAAUUAAUUAACCAAUAAAUGUCUUUUUCUAUGAUUUUUACCUCUGUUUUUAUAUUUACGCUGUGAAUAAUAUGCGUAAAUUUACUUAAUUUUUAUUUUGUGACCAUGUUUUUCGCCACAUUUUUUUAUGCUUUUGAGUUGCAUUAUGGAAUCGGAUUGCAUCCUUUUCCUCUAGGAAAGUAGCUUUUAUUAAAAUUUUUAACAGUUUACAUUGUACGAUGUUAUAAAUUAUGGUACAUAAACGGCACACUGUAAAAA